Molecule: messenger RNA, 1339 nt
Organism: Ictalurus punctatus (channel catfish)
Lineage: Eukaryota; Metazoa; Chordata; Actinopteri; Siluriformes; Ictaluridae
Product: cytosolic sulfotransferase 3
Exons: 8
Coding region: 136-1041 (301 amino acids)
Biological process (GO): sulfation
Cellular component (GO): cytoplasm
Molecular function (GO): sulfotransferase activity
Source: RefSeq, a predicted model, not a curated record
AGUAAGAGAGAGAGAGAGAGAGAGAGAUAAAGAGAGAGUAGUAAGAGAAGAGAAAUAAGUGCUCUGCUGUGAUACGUACAAGAGGAGACUCUUAAUAAAAAGCAAAGAAGAAAGUUUUGUUGAACUUGGUUCAUCAUGGAAGGAGUUGAUCUUUCUUUCCUGAAAUCGAUCAGUCGGCCAGAAAUGUUUGAAUUUGAAGGCAUCUCUAUGGUUCAUUACUUCACUGACAACUGGGAGAAUGUUCAGAACUUCCAGGCAAGACCAGAUGACAUCCUCAUUGCUACUUACCCCAAAGCAGGGACCACCUGGGUGUCCUAUAUCUUGGAACUUCUCUAUUUCGGCAAUGUAGCACCUGAGCGUCAGACCUCAAUGCCCAUCUACAUCAGAGUGCCUUUCCUUGAGUCGCAGUUCCCUGGGAUACCGUCAGGGGUUGAACUGGCAGAUAAUUUACCUACCACACCACGACUCAUUAAAACUCAUCUACCUGUUCAGUUAGUGCCCAAGUCCUUCUUUGAACAGAACUGCAAGAUUGUCUAUGUAGCGCGCAAUGCCAAGGACAAUGUUGUGUCUUAUUUCCAUUUUGAGCGCAUGAACAUGGGACAACCUGACCCAGGAAACUGGAACAACUUUCUUCACAGUUUCAUGGAAGGAAAGAAGGUGUUUGGACCUUGGUAUGAUCAUGUGACUGGCUACUGGGAGAAGAAGCAGACAUACUCUAAUCUUCACUACAUGUUCUUUGAAGAUAUGGUGGAGGACAUGGGGUGUGAGAUGGAGCGCUUGUGUUCCUUCCUUGGUUUAUCUACACCGGUAGAAGAGAGGGAAAGGAUUAUUAAAUCCACUCACUUUGAUACCAUGAAGCAAAACAAGAUGACCAACUAUUCUACAAUCCCAAUCAUGGAUUUUACGAUCUCACCGUUCAUGCGCAAAGGUAAAGUCGGCGACUGGAAGAAUCACUUUACUGUGGCUCAGAAUGAACAGUUUGAUGAGCACUACAAGCAGAAGAUGAAGAACACAACUGUACAGUUUCGCACAGAGAUUUAGGACAUCAAUGAGGUCUCAGAAUUUAAAUGUGAAUAUUAAUCCAAUUUAUACAAGGGCAGCCAUGACCAUGUAUUGAGCACUUCAUGUAUGCAAUAUUAUCAGAAAUUGUGUUGUUGUUUUUUUAAUGUUUUUUUUUACAAUACUGAUUCAAAUAAAUCUUUUUGGUUAAAUAUUUUAGUACAGCUGUUCAAAGCAACACUGUUCUUAGAAAUAGUUGUUAAAUGCCUACAAGAAGGGAUGACUGGAGCACAUGGACUAACAGGGCUAAGUGAUGCACACAUUAAAACGAGUAAUGCAU